Molecule: messenger RNA, 2588 nt
Organism: Varroa destructor (honeybee mite)
Lineage: Eukaryota; Metazoa; Arthropoda; Arachnida; Mesostigmata; Varroidae
Gene: P58IPK
Product: dnaJ homolog subfamily C member P58IPK
Biological process (GO): protein folding in endoplasmic reticulum
Cellular component (GO): endoplasmic reticulum
Molecular function (GO): protein-folding chaperone binding; misfolded protein binding
Source: RefSeq, a predicted model, not a curated record
CGCGAGUCGUCUGCAACAAAUUUGGGAGGCCACUUCAGCGCCCCCUAGCACCGAUUGGCAACCAAUGGGAGUCGCACACGAAUGUUAUUAUUGUCAAGCUAUAAGAGCUGACGUGUGGUUCGUUUGUGGUUGUGCUCGAUUGUAUAGUGUGCGUGAGUGAAACACCGCUUCGCGUUCGGUUCAGUUGAUUUGUGGAGACCCUGUUCGGCACGUCUAAUUGACAACGGUUGUUCGGAAGAAGAGCAUUCGGCAGAUAUCCGUGAACCCCCGAAGUAGUAAUAUGGGGGCUCUCACAAAAUUGAGCGCUCUGAUUAUAGUUGCAUUCACCGAUCUAUUGUCGUAUGUAUCAUGUUCCGGAGUGGAAAAACACCUUCAGAUGGGUAUGCAGUUUCUCCAGAGAGGGGCAUAUCAGGAUGCAUUGUCACAUUAUCACGCAGCUAUCGAGGGUGACGAUACGAAUUAUCAGUCCUUCUACUGGAGAGCCACGGUAUACCUCGCUUUAGGGAAAUCCAAACUCGCCGUUGAAGAUCUCAAUCGUGUUAUUGAACUCAAGGAUGAUUUCCUCAAAGCCAGAGAGCAGAGAGGUAACAUCCUACUCAAACAAGGUCACCUAGACGAAGCUCACAUUGACUACGAGUUUGUGCUUCGUUUAGAACCAGAUAAUCCUGAGGCGUUGCACCACUACCACAUGAUCGAAGAACUUAAAAACGAUAUUGCGGUUGCGGUGCAGCUCCACGAGCAAAAUAAUUGCAUGGGAGUCAUUCACAUACUUCAGAGAGUUCUUGAACAGUGCCCGUGGAAUCUAAAACUGAGAGAGCUACGUGCAUCGUGCUACGAAUCUAUCGGUGACAUACAGUCAGCCAUCACGGAUCUCCGACCAGCGAUUCGAUCUGUGCCAGACAAUACCGGUGGUUAUCUUCACUUGGCACAACUCUACUAUAAACACGGAGACCCCGAUGACUCUUUAACUACCAUUCGCGAAUGCCUCAAGUUGGAUCCUGAUCAUAAGGAGUGUAUGGCCCUCUAUAAAAAUGUAAAGAAGUUAGCGGGACAAGUUAAAAGUAUGCAAGAGCUAUAUAAUGCGGGAAAGCAUGCUGAAUGUGUCGAGAAAGGUAACCAAGCACUUUUCAAGGAAAAGGCUUUGAAGAUGGUCGGACUUAUCAAGACCAAGCAGUGCCAGUGCGCUAGUAAGGGUGGCCAGCAAAGCGCGGUGCAAAUUUGUACCGAGGCACUUGCACUCGAUCCACAAAAUUCUAAUAUUCUUUGUGAUCGUGGUGAGGCAUAUAUCAACCAAGAUGAUUUUAAAAACGCCAAGCAAGAUUUCGCGGCCGCCCGUGAGUUGGAUCAAGAGAGCCAGAGAGCCGGUGAAGGCCUUAAAAGAGCACAGAAACUGGAGAAAUCCCGUGGUAAACGAGACUACUAUAAAAUUCUAGGUGUGAAGCGGUCAGCCAGUAAAAGAGAGAUCGCAAAAGCGUACCGAAAACUGGCGGCAGAGUGGCAUCCCGAUCAGUACCAAGGUAUCGAUAAGAAAAAUGCGGAGAAGAAGUUCAUCGACAUCGCAGCUGCUAAGGAGGUCCUUACAGACCCCGACAAAAGGGCGAAAUUCGAUCGAGGAGAAGAUCCCUUGGACCCAGAGAGUGGACGUUCAGAAUUUAACCCUUUCGCACAAGGCGGUUUCAACCCAUUUUCUGGAGGCGGCGGAAGCUUCCACUAUACUUUUCCCUUUUAGGCCAUUCCAGCAUUACGCAUACAGCUUUUCGUUUGAACGGCAGAGAAGUAUAAUGCUGGAUACGAAAGAUUUCUUGCAUUGCGUCACCAACCAUCAUACAUCUAUGCUCUUUUGAUGCAAUUUGACAGCACAAGUAUACUUCGGUUCCGUUAAGGAUGCAGUCAUCUAGAAAACUCAGCAGGAGCCGAGCUCUUCUGGGAGUGUUCUUCAAAUGGGUUGCGAGAAAGUGUGUGUGAACGCAUAAGCGAAAAAUGUAGUUGUUCCAAUUUUGCAACCAAGCGUUCUACCGGCCUUCUUCUAAGACGUAGAACCUACCGCCAUUUUUGUACAGUGCCGAUCCAUCUUCGAAAACUAAACUAAUCAAUUAAUUGACUAAGUCCGAUAAAAGUCUUUUGGACGCACUAGCGGCGAGACGGAGAGUUGCUAAUUGAAAUGUGAAGUUGACGACGUGCCGUAUAUGCGUCCCUGUAGACCAAUAAAACUAGCUUUUUUGCUUCGACAGUAUCCCUAAAAUGGGACACGGCACCCGUUUGGUUUUUCUGUGCGUCAUUUUUAGUGCAUAUACAUAUACAACUGACAUUUGUAAAACGAUGUGAUUAAAAAAUUGCGCUGGCUACAUUAAAUUGUCGAUAAUAUGUGACCACUGCUGCUUUCGUAAUGCCAGGGUUGUUAAUGAUGUGAUGACUUAUUCACGCCAUUUAACUGUGCGCGAAAGGAAGUCUCGGAUUAGCAUAUGAGUUUGUAUUUAUUUUAGGUAUAUAGAAAUUCAAGGGGUCUUAAUGGAGAGCGCGCGGGAAAUGAACGCUAAUGUAAAAAUAUGUACAUAGAAAAAUAAAAAGAAUUGCUAUUUUAUGAACUA